Messenger RNA from Mycena citricolor, 671 nucleotides. The record is from the annotation of a GenBank genome assembly. Lineage: Eukaryota; Fungi; Basidiomycota; Agaricomycetes; Agaricales; Mycenaceae.
AUGGUGCAACCACAAGAAGUUGAUGUUAUCGUCGCGGGGGGCGGGCCUGGGGGCUGUGUCGUCGCUGGCCGUCUCGCGGUUGCUGAUCCCUCCCUCAAAGUCAUGCUCAUCGAAGGGGGUGCUAACAACAGAGACGAUCCCUGGGUAAGCUCGAGUGGCCGAUCUGCGGCGCAGGAUUCUGAUUAUCUUGUGUUCAAGUCUACCGGUCCGUCGUUCAUGACCCACGCUGCUUCGUUCCCUCGCACUCACCGCGGAUCCGGAUCGCAGACCGGGCAUCUACGUCCGCAACAUGCAGCGCAACGGCAUAAACGACAAGGCCACGUUCUACAUCAACACGAAGGCCUCGUCGCAUCUCCGCGGAAGACAGAGCAUUGUCCCACGCGCGAACAUCCUCGGCGGAGGGAGCAGGUCAGAAUGCCAUUCUUCGAUGAGCCCCGCAGAGAUAACCCGAACCCCCGUAGUAUUAAUUUCCAGAUUUACACAAGGGCAUCCGCCUCCGAUUGGGGUGAUUUCUGCUCGUUUAGCUCAGCGUUCUUCGAAGUUGACGGGUUUCAGAUGACUGCAAAUCCGAGGGAUGGACUGCGAAAGAUCUACUGCCUUUGAUGAAACAGGUAUUGGCAGUUAUGACGUAGCAAGCAGCUUGGUACACAGCCUGUCACGUGUCUAAUCUC